AUGUCUAAUCGAGCCAUUCAAUUAAAAUCUCCAAAACUUGGAUGUAUCCCAAUUCGUCCAUUUCUGAUUUUGGGCUCAAUCCUCGGGAUACUCAUAACACUUUCAUAUCUCAUUACUGGGCCACCAACAGUCAAAAACGUUAUCUGUUGUGCAUUGGGUGCUGCAUUCAACGUCUGUCUAGUUUAUGGAGCUCACAAGUACAACGACAAAGCUCUAAAAUAUUGCCAAAUGUUUUUAAUUUUCUUCAUGAUCAUCUCGUCUCUCUCGAUCUGCUUUAUGCCAGUAUCCGUCACGAGUUUCAUUUCAUCAGAUUAUCACAAAUACUACAAAAAUACAAACGCUGAAGCUUCAAAUGAAGGAACCAAUAAACUACUAACAAACAUUUUUGGUGAGAGUACCCUCUCAGAAAUCACUGGAAAUAUUUCACAACAAGACAGUAAAGAAGCAGCUGCGAGAAAAUUCUUAGCAGGAUUUAUUGCGGGAGAAACAGUCGUGUUGUUCUGUAUCUUUCAUAUAUUAUCUUCCUAUAUGGAAUACGUCAUGAUCAAGCGUCUUCGGAAGUUCAUCGCAGCAAGAAAGGGACUACAUGAGAAUGAGACGUUGGCGUGA
This is a messenger RNA of Caenorhabditis briggsae, 609 nucleotides long. The coding region runs from base 1 to 609 and encodes 202 amino acids. The transcript has 2 exons. The record is from RefSeq and is a predicted model, not a curated record. Lineage: Eukaryota; Metazoa; Nematoda; Chromadorea; Rhabditida; Rhabditidae.